Messenger RNA from Brassica rapa (field mustard), 11165 nucleotides. RefSeq names its product transcription factor ORG3. Gene Ontology annotation, biological process: regulation of transcription by RNA polymerase II. The record is from RefSeq and is a predicted model, not a curated record. Lineage: Eukaryota; Viridiplantae; Streptophyta; Magnoliopsida; Brassicales; Brassicaceae. Gene Ontology annotation, cellular component: RNA polymerase II transcription regulator complex. Gene Ontology annotation, molecular function: DNA-binding transcription factor activity, RNA polymerase II-specific; RNA polymerase II transcription regulatory region sequence-specific DNA binding; protein dimerization activity.
ACUUUUGGAAGUCAGUAACAAAAUAAUUGCAGUACCGCUGGUGGCGAGAUAAACAUUUCAGAUGUUAAAAAUGAUUAGGAUUGAACUUGUUGAUUUGGCUGAUGAUGUAACAUUCUCGACCAAAAUAAUAAAAACAAUUUUUAUUCCGGACCUUUUUCAUAUAAUAGUGGUUCUCUGGUGUGUAUUCGUAUUGUUUUAUCUCCGAACUCAAAUUUAUGGAUUAUGUUACUAUGUGAUAUUUAAAAGAUAGAAUGGCUAAAAUAUGAGUUGAAUUUUUUUUAUAUAGUGUUGUUAUUUAACUGUAAUUUAUUUAAUAUAUAGAAUGUUUUAGUUUGUUUUUCUUAAACUGUUCACUAACAAAACAAUGCAAUUUUUAAAGUAUGUUAGCUUAAAUGCACAGUAAUUUUCUAUGUGUACUAAGAGAAAAUCUCAAACUCAAAUUAAUGGAUUAUGUUACUUUGUGAUAUUUGAAAGAUGGGAUGACUAAAGAUGUGUUGAAGUUUUUUUUUCUGUAUAUUACUGUGAUUUGUUUAUUGUAAUUUAUUUGUUAUAUAGAAUGUUUUAGUUUUCUUUUCUUUUUAAAAAUGUUCAAUUACCAAAUAAUGUGAUUUAAAAGUAUAUUAGCUGAAUUUUUAUUAGUUUAUUGAUAAUUAAUAUUUUAGUUACACCUAAAUGAUACAAUAUACUAUUAAUUUAUCAAUUUUAGACUUCAUUUUACAACACUUACAUAUGUAACUGAUUUAUAUAUUUUAGUAUGUUGUUAAUAAAAUAGAACGUUUUACUUUGACUUUUAAAUUACUUCACAAACAGAUCUAAAAAUUCAUAACUUUUUCCAUUCAUUAAACUUACAAAGCGAUAACAAUAAUAUAUAUUACUCUUAGUUAUGUAGCUGCUUCAUAACUGUAGUCGCUGUCUCCGCCUCUGUCCCGAUCAUGGUCAUAGUCAUCGUCAUAGUCAUGAUCCUUACCCAAACAUCAAAACAUUGUUCAUCAGCAACACUUGCUUGUUGUUGCAGUGCUUUCAACAUCUGCUCCCCUUAUGGUACACUGCUGGAGUACGAUCACUUAAUUCGUAACUUAAAUAUUUGAUCUAUAGGUCGGUUGCUACAUACAAUAGCAUUGUAUAUAUUUAAGAACUCUGAUCUAUAUUCAUGUUUCUCAAGCCAAUAGAAGCUCAUGUUUCUCUACCAUAGCCGGAGUAUGUAUAUGAGUUUUCAACUGAUUCACACGCUGAAACACAUCAUCCCGAACUUCCGACCCAGCCCGAGACCCUAAAUGACUGAUUGACGGUCGGAAUGCCUAGCAGAGCUGAUGAGAACACUGGUGCUGUGACUGCUGUCCUCAGUUAUGUCGAGUCCACUAAAACAGUGCAUGUUGUUUUGAUCUAAAUAUCAGCCAGCCUUGAUAUUCUCACUGAUUUCUGUGCCAUGUUCUGCGUAUAGAGACGAAAGGAUCAAGUUGCUUAUCAUUUCAUUAAUGCAGAUAAGCUGGUCGGUUUUACCUUAGCUUCCAGUGACGGGAAGACAUUCCAAAACUGUAAGGUUUCAUCUCCUGCUCAUAUUUCAAUCGUUUGUCCGUUAGGUGAUACUGCAAAGUACAAACCUCGGUAUGUGUGACCUGUCAGAGCUGCAUUCUUAAUCACAAAGAAAGAUAUAGGUUUAAUUAACCACAUAAUUUGACAAAGGUCAGAGAGAAUUAUUACUUUGGAGUAAGUUAGGUAUUUCUAUACUUUUAUUUGGUUUUGAGAGAAUCCGUGCGUGCUAAACAGCUUCUUACGUUCUUUGACCAAGCUAGAUUGCAUACCUGUCAUAUGCAAGAACAAAGAGGGUUAUGACAUUUCAUUAUGUAAUGUGAAAUCAUGGCAAAACUAAUAAGAAAUUUACUUGACUGUAACUAUCUAUAAAACCUAAAUGAGUAUUAGUUGUAUUUCGAAAACAUAUGAAUCUAUCAUGAGCCCCACCACAUCAGCAAGAAGCUCGUUAACAUAAGGAUACCAAGCAAUGGCUUUAGAAGCACGCACCAAACUAAAAAAAGCUUGGGUUACUUUAAGAUUCAAAAACUACUGUGCACAUCGUUGUAAAGGAUAUUCAAACUUUUAAACCAAAAUAUGUAUUCAUCCACAGUAUAAUAUGUAAUAUGCACAAACCAGACGCAAGGAUUGAAAAUAAAUUUGAUCAUUCAUAUCACUCAUUCAUAAGUUUUUUAUUUUUUAUGUUGUCACUCCAACCACAAUGUUGCUCACCUGAAAUAUAUGUGUAUUUUGGUCACUUUGAAACGUUAGGGGAAGUGAAAGAUCUCUGGUAAUUUGUCGGGCAAGAAGACGGAGAGGAAACCUGACAAAGAGAAAACCUAGAUAUUGGUGUUGCUUUCCAUUUUGUUUAAGUCCAUCCGCAAUCAAAAUAAUGUUUACAAAGCCCAUCCGCAAUCAAAGCCUAGUCCAUGCAAAGUGAACAAAACACAGAUUUGGCUUGCGUGUUGAGAGUGCCACGUGUCCAAAAACGUCCCUUCCUUCCCGAUGAUGUGGCAGCCUGUGGAGAGAGACAAGACAACUUUAUUGUUAUAGAUUUACCAGUAAAAAGAAGCUAGUUACACAGACUGGUAUUUUGGGUUAGGUUUUGAGUAAAUCAGACAUAAAGAAAAUGUAUCUAUAUAGGAUUUGAUAGACUUUCCGUUCAGAUUCGAAUCAAUUGCCACCGGUUUUGGGUCAGUUCGGUUGCCACCAGUUCGGGGUCAGUUUGGUUAUUGAUGUUUGGAACCGUUUAGAACCUGAAAAACAGGUUACAUUCAGUUUAGGUAACAUAGUCCUCGUUCAGACCUGAUGACAUUAUAAAUACCAAAAAUCAAUGAAGUAUUCGAAAUUGAACCAGAAUAACCAACAUAAAACUUACUCAUUCAUCGAAAAUGUAAUACAAAAACACACAGAAUAUGAACAUAGUUUGUCAAACAUACAAAUGAGAGUUAAACACACAAAAACUUAAGUCAUAACAAAAAUGAGAGGGCAAACACAGAAACAUAGUUAAUUAAAAAUAAACAAAAUGCUUGAUAAAGAAAGUACUUAAACUCUUAUCGUCUUGUACACAGAAUGACCAUGACCAAAUCGUUUAUAUCCAAAACCGAGCUGAAAGGUCCAUUUUAGGUCGGAUCGAGUCAGGGUAUUCGGUUCCAGAUAAAAACAACAUGUUUGUUAGUGACCAUAUUAAAUGUUAUUAUCGCUUGGAUGAGACUGUCUUGUGUGAAUGCUAGUUGAUCAGUACUUAGAAGUUAGUACUUAGAAGUUUGAUUAAAUAGGAUGCUGAAAGCCAAUUUCAAUUUCAACAUAAUAACAAAAAAAAUCUUUUAAAACAUGGAUAUAUGCAUAAAGAGAUUCAUUAAAAAUAUGAAGUACCGGUUAUGUAAAAGCCUCCAUCCCGUGAUUGGACUGAUUGUUUAUUAAUAUUUCUAUACUAUGAAGUCUGAAUUUUGAAACUGAAAAGAUGAAUUUUACAUAUUAGUGAAGAAAAUAUUAUGUGGGAUUUUCAUCAUGAUGCAAAGAGUAUAGUCAAACGCAAAUAUCAUAAAAAAGUUUAGGAUGGUGGAAUCAAUCAUGAAUCUUUGGCAAGUACAAUUAAUGGCAGUAAUAUCGUACAUAUAAUAUUUUUCAUAAUUUAUAAUAACAUAGUUAAUCAUUGUUAAAAAAAGGUUAUUGGUUUAUGCAUUUUAAUGGAUAUAAAAAUCUCAAAGAAAUCUGAUGUUAUUUAGCAUAUAAUUUUAAAACCAUGUUGAAAUCAUUUUUUAUUAUAUAUGAUUUAUAAAACUUAAAUUAGAUAAUGUGUUAUUAAAUAUAUGAUUUAUUAAUUAUAAUUUUAAUAAUUUGUUAUUUAAUCAUAUAUAUUUACUAAUAUUAAUUUUUAAUAUUAUUUUUAUUUAAUCAAAUAUAUUUACUAAUUUGAAUUUUAAUCAUUUUUUAUUUAAUCAUAUAUAUUUACUAAUAAAUUUGAUGGAUUUGAAAGAAUUUCUUUAUUAAAUAUAUAAAGACUAAAAUACAAAGAAAAACUCCCAAAUUUGUAAAUACCAAUUAAAAUAGACAUUCUAGAUAUAAAAAUCAAUAAGUUUUCAUUAGACUUAUAAUUUCCAUAAGAAUCAGCAUACCUAAACAAAAAAAGUUUAGACUUUUAAGCGUCGAUAAUGGAUUUGAUGCGGUUCACGGCAUCGUCAAGCCUCUCUUGAGCACACACCACAACAUAUUAUAACCUAUAACCGUAGACUCUCUGUGAGGCCAAUAAGCAGCUCCUGCAAGGUGAAGGCUAUGCAAAAGGUCGCUCUCCGCUACAGGAUAUAGUAACCAUGAUGUCGAAUUUUACACCACUCUCCUUAGUGGAUUGGUAGCACCCACAAUUUAUUCUCCACAUCAACUCUCACUUCUGUUCCCUAUGAGGUGUUCUCCAGAGUUGAAACAUACACUCUCUCCUGUUCAGCAGACUGGACAUUUAAAAGGCGUUUUUCUCCCUCCCAAAAUAUAAGGCUCCUGGCCAGGAUGGUUAUCCGGAGAGUCUACUAAUAAUUAGGAAGCUAUAGGGAAUGAUAUGAUUGAUGGUGUUCUUGAAUUUUUUAAAGGAAAAAUUAUCUGUCAAUGGAAUGCAAAGAUCCUCACUCUUGUUUUGAAGAAAUCUAGUGCUUCAAGGAUCACACACUUCCGGCCAGUAUCAUGUUGUAACUCAUAUAUAAAAUUGCCUCAAAAGGUCCUUGCAAACAGGCUUAAGAGUGCGAUUCUGACGGUGAUCUCUCAUGGCCAGUCAGCUUUUAUAUCGAGAAGAACACUUGUGGAAAUUUUCCUAUUAGUCACAUAACUGGGGCAAGGCUAUAAAGGGAAGUCGAUACCAAAAUGUUGUAUGCUAAAUUUUGAUUUCAAGAAGUAUUUUGACAAGUUAAACUGGGAUUUUAUUAUGAAUAAGAUGGAAGCAAUGGAGUUCCCAGAGGGAUUCAGAAAUCUGAUCAGGAAGUGCACCACUACUGUGAGUUACUCGGUGGCAGUUAAUGGGAACUUUUCUGUUAUUUUCAUCGUACUUGUGAGCUGAGACAGGGUAAUCCGCUCUCUCCCUACCUCUUUGUGUUGUCUGUCAAAGUCUUUUCUCAGAUGCUAAGUGCCACCACGUGUGUGUGGAAGUCUCUAUUUGUUAUCACACCGACGCUAUAGAGCCUGCCAAAACCAUUUAGCAUUCGCUGAUGAUAUCAUGGUCUUCUCAGAUGGUGAGAAGAAGUCACUGGUAAGCAUCACUGGCAAAUUUGGUAAUUUCGCAGCAUCGUCCAGAUUGAGUACGAACAAAGACAAAACAUAACUAUUCCUGACGGGAAUGACCCAAAAUGAAACCUUAGACAUCUCGAGUCUUGGUUUCAAGUUCGGUUCACUCCAUGUUCGGUAUCACAUAUUCUAGUUGAUGCACCAGAACCGCUAUUGGACAAGAUUUCAGGAUGCUUCAAUUUAUGGUCUGCAAAAUCGCUCUCUUAUGCUGGCUGGUGUCAGAUUUUGUCAUCAGUAAUUUAUGAAAUGUUUAACUUAUGAGCAUCUUCUUUUAUCCUUCAUAAAGGCUGCAUUAAUAAGAUACAAUCACUGUGCACUAAAUUCAUGUGGGGACGACGUAUUGAUCAACGCUCAACAACAAGAAUCUCAUGAAAAACAGUUUGUCUUCCUAAAAUUGAAGGCGGCUUGGGUCUAAGGGACUUUGGUGUUUGGAGUAAAACAUUGUGUAUAAAACUGAUUUGGAUUCUUCUUGCAAAGACUGUUUUUUUUUGGGAUGAAUAGUUGUAAUCUUAUCAUUUGCAUAACAUAAAUUUCUGGAGCAUAACUGAGGACAAGCAAACUUUUUAGACGUUGCGGUCUCUGCUUCGUCUAAGACUACUCGCGGCUUAAUUUAUUUGUACUAGCUAGAGUAGGAACAUAUACAUCAACAAGCUUUUGGUGGGACCACUUGACUUCUAUGGCACCUCUCGUUCUGGCUUUCGGGAAAAUUGGACCUCAUGAUCUGAUGAACCAACUUUUGGCUUGGUCCCCGAUGUUUGUAAUGAUGGCUACUGUAUUGGGUUCGCUCCAGAGCUGUUGAAGAUCUGAAAAUGUACCUAACCAUGAUUCAUCUAUCUAUAUGCCACUCUUAACCUUAUCUUGUAUACUGAAACAUCAACAAUGAGACUGUCAAAACGUUUUCAACCUCUCAUACCUAGGAAGCUAUCAGACAUUGUGAGCCAAUAAAGCAAUAUACAUUCUUGGUUUGGUUCAAGGAAAGAGUAACCCGUCAUGCUUUCAAUUUCUGUGUUGCUAAUCUGGACAGACUUCUAACUAAGUUGAGACUUGUGACCUGGGAAUGAAUAUCUCGACACCUGCAUUCUCUACAACUCUGCAACAGAGAACAUGGACCAUCUUUUUCUUCUCUCAUCGACAGGUGAAGAAAUUUGGGUCCAUGUACUGCAAAUACUUGGAGGAUCAUCAUCAUAUGUUCCAUUCGUGGUCAGCUAUGCUGUAAUGGUUUUCUUUAAAGGGCCCAAGAACUAUCACUUUGCUGAAACGUUUAGCGCCUCAAGUGGCAAUAUACAACAUAUAUAUGGUUUAAACACAAUCAAAGAAUUCACAACAACAUGAUAAUUAACCCCAUCUGAUCUGAUUUUCAAAAUGAUCGACUGAAGCAUCCGUGAUGUUAUCCUUAGUAAGAGUCACAACUCUAAUUUUUGGAAAGCAAUGCAGUUGUGGCUUACGAAUAAAAUGAUUGUUCUUUAUUGCAUUCUUCUAUUUCUUGGCUUAGCUUUUAUACUCUUAUCCAGGUAUUACAUAUGAUACAAAAACUAAGCUAGCGAGAUAUCAAAUUCCUAGAAACUUAAAGCCAUCAGUACACAAGAUCAUACUCUGGAGACUAGCCGGCUUAAUUGAACAAAUUCUCCGGAAGCUUAAACAAAACAUAAUUAACAAAACUUAAAAGAGAACCCAAUAACAAAAAUUAGGUUAAAUUUAUAAGACACCAAUAUCUAUAAGCACAUCUUUCCUCAUCCAGUAAAUCCGCCACAAGAAGCAAACAACAACACACAUGCUGAUCAAACAGAUUUAGAACCGUGAGACAAAAACGGAAGAAAUGAGAUACGGACAGAGGCAAAAAAAUAAAUUUUCAGAUCUAGAUCUAUAUCUACAAUCAUAUAAGCUUCAAACUUGAAUAAGAUGCAUAAAUACUAAAAUGAGAAUAAAAUAAAUAAAGUCGACCAACGGUGACUUGGAUAGCCGGAACCGUUAGCCGGAAACGCGAUUUAGAUUAGAAUUAAGUUAGAGAAAAGACUGAAGAAUUCUUAAAGAGAAAAAUAAAUGUAGCUCUUUAUUAGGCCUACUCUUUAUCUUUUUGUAAAAUCUAUUUCUAGUUUGAUCUGCUUAUUUUGUAAAAUUUUACAAACCAUUAUCAUUUUAUAUGAAAUUCAACUUCUUGGAAAAUAAGUUUAGCUUAUUUUGACGAAGUAAAAUAUGAAGAAAAAAACUUGUGUAGAGAGUUUUGGUUUCUUUGGCUUGGUUUAAAACAUAUUUGACAUAAAAUAAAGAUAAUUUACAGGCCGACAGGUGUAGCUUUCAAAGUAUUAUAUUAGUUUUGAAAUAUCAUGGUGUAGACAUAGAAGGCAUCAAGUUGAUCUAAAUAUUAAUAGUUUGUUGUUUUAAAUACUAACGCUGCAUUUAUUUAAGGUAAAACAUAUUAGAAUUCAAAAUGCUUAUGUAUAGGCUUACAUCAUCCAAAAUAUUUGGACCCCCGACGAGAAAUUACUAAAAAUAUCAUAUUAAUAGUAUCAUUUUUCAUAUUUAAACUAAUUAUUUUAUCUUCGCUUUAACGUAAAGCAAAAAAUAUUUAUAAUUCUAGAAUUAACUAAUAUAGAUUUAAAGUUUAGAAUUGAAUGGUCAAACAGAGUUUUUGGAAUGUAAAAUUUAGGAUUCUAAUAAAUAUAUAAAUAAAAUUUAAAAAAUAUAUAUUUUUUUAAAAAAAUAGUUUCAAAAAUAUUUUUUAUUAAUUUUAAAUAAUUAUUUAUUAUAUAUAUAGAGAACAAAAGUAUAAGGAAAAAAAUAUUUUUGAAAAUAUCUCUUAUUGAUGAUAACAUGAAUAAUGAUAUCAAAAAAAUAAUAAACAUGAAAAUUUCCCCCAAGUCAUCCUCUACGUGAUUCCACGAGCCGCGAACAAUUUCUUCAAGCUGAGUCGUCUUUCAAUGUAUAAAUAAUAUUCUCGUUUUUGUACAUCUCACUGGAUUCUUAAUUUCUUAUACAAAUAUCUCCUUUAGUUUGUCUGUUUAUAAUACAUGUGCGUAUAUUUGCCCUAAUUGUAAAUUUAGUUUUUUUUUUCUUUUCAGGUAAAACAUAAAAAUUACUAGUAUAUAUUUUUUUUGUAAAUUCAUGGAUUUCAGACAAUUUCUUGAAAAUAAAUUAUCUCUAUGCAUAUCAUUAUUUUUUGACAUAAAUUUUUUUAAUACAUUUUUAAACAUAGUUUUUGUUUUUGUUUUUUUUUUGGAAACACUAAAAAACAUAGUUUUUGUUUACUCGAUAAAUAUUUUUUACUAAUAAACGAAUGUUCAGUUCAGAUCAUGAAAAUGGUAGUGGUGUAUUCAAAAAUAUAAUACGGCAUAUUAAAAUUUUAAGUUUAAUGUAUGUAGAUUAAUAUAGAAAAAUUCAAAACAAAACAUCAUUUAUUAGCUACACAAAAGGUAUUGAAACAAUUAUAAAGACUAAGACCAUCUUCCCUACUUUACUUUAUUUUUUUCUCUAAAACAGAGUAAACCUAUAGUAGAGUUGGAUGUUGCUCCAAUGGUACUCUAUUUUAAAGUGAAAAAUAAAGUGAUGAACAAAAAAUAAAAAAAAUUACUUUAUAUAUAGAGUAAAAAAUAGGUUUACACUAUUAUAUAGUAGAAAAUAUAGUAUCAUUGAAACUUUUUUACUCUAAAUUCUAUUUUAGAAGAGAAAAUAAAAUGAGGUUGGAGAUGCCCUAAAGCAUACUGAAGAUCAUAAAUUGUCAUAAAUAUUAAAAACAUGUUAGUAAAUUGUAAAUUAAAAAUGUUAUCUAAAUCGAAACAUUUUUAUGCCACACAUAUUUUUGUGAAUCAAAGAAAUUAUAUACUUUUCUUAUAGAAAAAUAUUUUUUUUAAAAGAAAAAUACCGAUAAUUAAAAAGUGUAUUUUACAAAAUUUAACUAGUUUUUGUCUAAAAGUACCUGCCCCUGAUAUGACCUUAUCAAAUGAGAUAUGAGUGAGGUAUAUGCUUAUAAAAAAUGUGAUUCCUCAUUAUAGUACCUAUUACGUCGACGUAUAACAUUUCAAAAAUCUUAUAAUUUCUUAACUUCAAUUUGACAACAGAGAUUUAUUUGAUUAUUUUGUCGGUCAAUAUAAUAUCUAUAUCUGUCUCUAUAUAUAGGUCAGUAAUAUUCAACCUAUAGUUCAGGACAUCCUCCACCUAAAUCCUCAACAGAAGAAAAAAGCUUUAAAAACUGUCUUUAGUCUAGCAAAAAUGCAUGCAUUGGGCCCUCCAUUAUUCCCAAACUGUGGAUGGGUGUCGAGAGGAGAGUAUGAGAGCUACAACCUCAUCGGAGAUAACCAUAAAAUCGGCACGUUUCUUGAUUUUCCGGUACCGAAGACGUAUGGAGUGGUUCAUCAUCAGACCAGCUUAGGGGUUUCUGUUUCGUCAGAGGGAAAUGGAAUAAAUAACAAUUCGGUCGUGAUCAAGAAGCUAAAUCACAAUGCUAAUGAGCGUAACCGUCGCAAGAAAACCAACUCUUUGUUCUCAUCUCUUCGUUCAUGUCUUCCAAGCUCAGAUGAGCCGAAGAAGCUAAGUAUUCCUCAGACGAUUUCGCGGAGCGUGCAGUACAUACCGGAGCUGCAAGAGGAAGUUAAGAAGCUGAUACAAAAGAAGGAGGACCUCUUGUUGCGAGAAUCGGGUCAAAGAGAACGUUACGCUAAGCCAGAACCAAAAGUGGCUGCUAGUUAUUUCUCCACCGUUUUUGCGACUAAGCUUAGAGAUAACGAAGUAAUGAUCCAAAUCUCAUCGUCCAACAUUCGUAAUUUUUCGAUAUAUAAUGUUUUGAGUGGACUAGAAAAAGAUGGGUUUGUUCUCGUUGAUGUUUCAUCUUCGAGUUCUCGAAGAGAACAACUCUUCUGCACCUUGCAUCUCCAAGUGGACAAGAUUGAUAAUUACAAGCUAAUUUGUGAAGAGCUAAGUCAAAGGAUCUUGUACUUGUAUGAGGAAUGUUGAAACUAGUUUAAAUAAGAGAGAUUUGUUCUUAUUUCGUUUGAACUGUGUCGUCCAUUCUAUAGAUAAUAUGUCAUUCUUGACUAAAGCCUUGUCUACUUCUAGUCGAGUUGCUUUCUGUUUUUUUUUCGGAGCCAGUGAUCGAUACUAAUAGACUGGCCACUACUUUGGUAUGACAGCUAUGAAAUCCAGUUUUUCAUAUACACUUGGAUUUAAUUGAUGUAAAUACUCUUCUGGUGCAAACUUCCUAAUCUUUUUUUUUUUGGAAACACUAAAUUCCUAAUCUAUUACUUCUACUUUUUCAUAUUUAUAUCUCAUUUGUAACAAAAGAUAUAUUUAUAUAUAACAAAAGAUAUAUAAAAAGAUUUAACUGAGUUUUGGUGUAUUAAUGUGAAAAGAAAAAAGUGUGUUCACAAGAUUCAGUGAACAAUUGACAAUUAAUAAAUGGUCCUGCUAUUUAAAGACUUAGUUUAAACAAUUAAAUAAAUGAUUAAUUGUUGUAGAUGGGCUUCCUUUGUUCAACAGAUCUCACCAUAUAUUAAGGUCGAUCCAAGAAAAAGGCAUGCCGACAUUUAAAAACAGAUCUCCCCUAUUUGAAUGAUUUAGUAAGAGGUAAAUUAUCAAGUAACCUAAAAAGGUAUAUAAACAAAGCUCGCCGUUAGAAGAAAGACGCACAAAAAUAGCCAAGAAGAAUGGUUUUCUUGCUUAGGUCUUAUGGAUUUCACAGUUCAAAAGGUCAAAAGAAUCUUCCCGACCUUCUUUUUUUUUUUUUAUCAACAGCAUCUUCUCAACCUUCUAACUGAAUCCGGAGACUAAGAACACUUUGUAAUAGUCGAACUUAAAAUCUAAAUAGAGUGUCCAAUUACAUCCACCAGCGAAUUCACAUUAUCCUCAGAUAAAUCGAAUUCUAUUGGAGAUAUAUAAGUAGAGAAGAACGCUUAAGA